Molecule: messenger RNA, 1655 nt
Organism: Scleropages formosus (Asian bonytongue)
Lineage: Eukaryota; Metazoa; Chordata; Actinopteri; Osteoglossiformes; Osteoglossidae
Product: UPF0547 protein C16orf87 homolog
Exons: 4
Coding region: 604-1245 (213 amino acids)
Source: RefSeq, a predicted model, not a curated record
UCACUCCCCUGUUUAGUCCCCUUUUCAUUCACACAGAUGUCUCACUAUUGGCUCGCGCAGGCAAAAAACCGAGAAGUAAUUUCCAACGGCACACUUUUUCGAUUUUCUUCCAUUCAAAUAACUAUUGUCAAAAUCUAAAUUACGGUCGCUAUUCGUCAUUCGUUAUUUUUCACCCACAUAUCACCACGCAUGCGCAGUCAGGCACAAUUGAAAAUCAUCACAACGGCUCUCUCUCUCGCUCUCUUUCUCUCUCUCUCUCUCUCUCACACACACUCGCUCGUUUACUCGUACUGCCAAAGCAUUUGUUCAAAAAAUUAAAUACACAUGAUUAUUCAGCAGCAAAUAAUAAAUAAAUGAAUACACACAGCUGAAAGCUUAAUAAAGAAACAAUACUUUCAACAAUCAAAUCUCUCAAAGUGUUCGGUUACUGUUUAGUGUGCCUGAUUAGUCGAAUCAGUUUGAUACUGCUAAAGCAAUGGAUGAACAAUUGUAUAACACACAGGAUUAGAUGUAAUGAAAAAUAAAAAACCAGUAUUAACUAAAUAAUAAUUAUUAUUAUUAUUUAUGCAAUAGUCGAACAAGCUAAUAUCUCAACUAGUAACAAUGUUUUCUCUCACACGACGCAAACUGCGUCCGUGGUGCGCAUGCGCAGAGUCGAGCUCCGUGUCCACGGAGGGGACGCGCUGCUCAGCUGUGCUCCGCUGCGGCUCUUCAUACACCGCGCGCUCCCGCACACAGCCCGUCCGAUCGGCGCGGAGCAUGUCGGCAAACAAGUCCAAGAAAGUGAAGAUGGCGACAAAGGCAUGUCCAGAAUGCGAUCAACAGAUCCCCGUGGCCUGUAAAUCCUGCCACUGUGGCUAUGUGUUCAUCAGCCGAAAGCUGCUGAGCUCCAGGCUCCCCGAGAGACCGCCUCCAGCAUUGGGAUUUUCUGGUAUUGCAUUAACGUUCACAGACAAGUUUGAAGCUAAAAGGAGAAGAACAGAGAGGAAUCAGAAAGAAAAGACAAGUCCAGCCAAUGAUAUGGAGAACAAGAGGCGGUCCCGAUCAAACAGCCAGUCAGAGCAGAUUCGCAGAGGGCGGGGUCGCCCGAAGACCGCCACCCAGAAAAAGCAGGAGGAAGAAAAAGAAAAGCAAGAGAAGGAAAGCGACAUCUACGCCAGCCUCUCGGACGAGAAAGCAUUUGUAUUCUCCGUGGCUUUGGCAGAGAUCAACAGGAAGAUCCUGGGCCAGAGACUGAUUCUGUAGUCGAGAUGCUGACAGAGACUGUGACACGACACUGGUUUCCGGUGACUGUAGCGGUCCUGCAGGUUUUGGAUCUGUGACCUGCGACCUGGAGGUCAUCUGACUGAUUUUGAGAACUUUGUGGGACACUCACGAACUUGCAGCUGUCAUACUGCGAAUGCCUGGCUUGUACAUUUGGGUGAAGAGUGAUCUUAACCCAUAAUCUUAAUAUCCAAUAGGUACUUUUGUAUCGCUUAUAGAUUUCAUGGAAUUCCGUGUACUGUGAAGAUUUAUUUGGUGGAGUACUUUACUGUUAUUACACCAACACCUUCCUAAUUUAAAGUUCAUAUUUUAUUAUGUUUGUAAAAAAAAUGGUUUUUAAAGAAUUGAUUACAUUUGAUAAAAUACUUGGUAUGUCAUACAAUAAACUAACU